This is a messenger RNA of Glycine soja, 822 nucleotides long. RefSeq lists its product as uncharacterized. Gene Ontology annotation, molecular function: nucleic acid binding; RNA-DNA hybrid ribonuclease activity. Lineage: Eukaryota; Viridiplantae; Streptophyta; Magnoliopsida; Fabales; Fabaceae. The record is from RefSeq and is a predicted model, not a curated record. Bases 1 to 822 code for a protein of 273 amino acids. The transcript has a single exon.
AUGACAGUGUUGGAUGAGUCGAUGGGAUGCAUGCUGGGGCAGCACGACAAUUCUGGAAAAAGAGAACGGGUUGUCUAUUACUUGAGCAAAAAGUUCACGGCCCGUGAGAUGAACUACUCUCUGCUGGAAAAGACAUGUUGUGCCUUGGUAUGGGCAUCCCAUCGUCUAAGGCAUUAUAUGUUGAGCCAUACCACUUGGUUGGUAUCCAAGAUGGACCCAGUCAAGUACAUUUUUGAGAAGCCCGCUCUUAUGGGGCGAAUUGCUCAGUGGCAAGUUUUGCUAUCUGAGUUUGAUAUCAUCUAUGUCGCCCAAAAGGCGAUAAAGGGAAGUGCCUUGGCAGACUAUUUGGCUCAUCAGCCUCUCAAUGAUUACCAGCCCAUGCAUCCGGAGUUUCCAGAUGAAGACAUUAUGGCCUUGUUCAAAGAGAAGUUAGAGGAUAAGGACAUGGAUAAGUGGAUUGUGUGGUUCGACGGCGCGUCCAACACCCUAGGCCUUGGGGUUAGGGCGGCUUUGAUCUCUCCUGAAAAUCAAUGCAUUCCCUUCACGGCCAAAUUAGGUUUCGAUUGCAUGAACAACAUGGCCGAAUACGAGGCAUUUGCCCUCGGGAUCCAUGUGACAAUUGACUUCAACAUCAAGUUGCUCAAAGUGUACGGAGACUCAGCCUUGGUGAUUCACCAGCUAAGGGGAGAAUGGGAGACUAGGGAUCAUAAGCUGAUACCCUAUCAGAACUACAUCAAGAAGUUGGCUGAGUUCUUUGAAGAUGUCUCUUUCCACCACGUUCCCAGAGAGGAGAAUCAAAUGGCCGAUGCGUCGCCACUCUAG